Striga asiatica is the source of this 4086-nucleotide messenger RNA. NCBI's taxonomy places the organism in Eukaryota, Viridiplantae, Streptophyta, Magnoliopsida, Lamiales, Orobanchaceae. The record is from the annotation of a GenBank genome assembly.
AUGAAAUUCUCUUCUCCGAACAAUCGGCGCGCACUCUGUAUACUCGCUUUAGAAUUCUACCAACCAAGGGUUUGGGGAUUUGGACUUGUCGAUUGGGAUGAGCAGAAAUUGACGAUGGUGGGGAUUCUGGGAUUGACGCGUGCCUUUGGGGACUGGGCUGACUCACCGCGCGAGGUUACUCGGACGAUUCCAACGAGUGAAAACAUCGGGGAAAGCGGGUGGCUGAUCAGAUUCUUUGACUCGGCCUUCUUCUGCGAAUGGAUCGCCGUCAGCUACCUCUACAAGCACGAUCACUCGGGUGUUCGAGAUUACUUGUGCAACCGAAUGUAUACUCUCCCUCUCUCUGGUAUCGAGAGCUACUUGUUUCAAAUUUGCUACAUGUUAAUUCACAAGCCCAGCCCCUCGCUGGACAAAUUUGUUAUAGAUGUCUGUUCGAAAUCCCUGAAAAUUGCACUCAAAGUCCACUGGUUUCUGAUGGCGGAAUUGGAGGAAGUCGAUGAUAACGAAGGGGUUAGUAGGAUUCAGGAGAAGUGUCAGUUUGCCGCCACCUUAAUGGGUGAGUGGCCGCCUUUGAUCAAGCCUCAGCUGCAGACUAGUGGCUUUAUGUCGACAAUGUCAUUUGGUAAUGACAAUGGAAGUAGCAGUAGCCCAUCCGGUAAAAACCCGAUGUUGAACCGACUGUUGUCAUCAAAACAGAAGUUAAUGUCGUUGACAUCAUCUCCUCCGAAUGCCACACUUGUGUCCAAGUCGUUCUCCUUUUCACCCUCGUCGGGUAACUCGAUAACGAAUGAUGAUGGUGGUAAAGUUGUGGGAACCCCCGAGGAGAACAAUAAGAUUUUCAAGAAAUUUAUCCCAGGUCCCAAGGUACGAGAUGCUUUGCUCUUCAGGAAAUCUUUGGACAAGGACGAGGAGGUGCCUGAGAAGGAUGGUGGAUUUCUUAAGCGAUUGUUAAGGGAUAGUAGGGAUGAUGAUGCGAGAAAGUCUGUAGGUAACGGUAAAGAGAAUGAUGAGGAUCCUGAGAAGGAAUCUGGGUUCUUCAAGAGGUUACUGAGGGACAAUCGUGAUGAGGGCAUGCGGAAAUCGGUGGAUAGAUCUAAAGAUGAGGAGUGGCACGAGCAAGAUGGUGGGUUCUUCAAGAGGUUAUUGACCAGUAGCAGAGAAGAAGAUUCGAGAAAGUCGAUGGAUAGGAAUGACGAGGAGUUUGAGAAAGAUGGUUUUUUCCGAAGGCUUUUGAGUGGUAAGGAUGAGGAGGAGGGGAUUAACUCAAGUACGGAUAGUUUUAUCAAGCGGUUGUUUCGAGAUGGUAAAAAUGAUUCAGAUGAAAAAGCAUUGUCUAAAUCUGCUGAAGAUGAGGAGAAGGAAGGAUUCUUCAAGAAACUCUUUAAGGAUAAAAAUGUUGAUAAGAAUGAUGGUAAUGACAAGAAUGAUGAUGAUGUGAGAGUGGGAAAGAAUUCUGAAGAUGAAGGAUUCUUCAAGAAACUGUUUAAGGAAAAAUUCGAUGACAAGAAAGAUGCCAGUGAACGGGUUGAUGAGAAUAGGACAGGACAUGCAAACAGUGCAGAUGAUGACCCGCCGGAUUCAUUGUUGCGUAGAUUGUUCCGUGUCCAUCCAGAGGAUUCCAAAACUUCUACGGCAAAUGACAGUAGCUAUAGUAACAAUCUUCUUGAAAGCAGUCCUGGAACAGAGAACUUUUUUCGGAAGCUGUUUAAGGAUCGAGACCGCUCAGUAGAAGAUUCUGAACUCUAUGGUUCAAAAAUGAGUAAAGCGAAUCAUCCUGGCUCACCAAAGCAGGGAAGUAGAAAAUCACAUGCUAAACCUCCACUUCCAAAUAGCGUAUCACAGCUUAGGAAAGGAACGUAUCAUGAAUCACUUGAUUUUGUUCAAUCUUUAUGUGAGACAUCCUAUGGCCUUGUUGAUGUUUUUCCUAUUGAAGAUCGAAAAACAGCUCUUCGCGAGUCACUUGCAGAGAUCAAUGAACAUAUAGAUGUUUCUCAAAGUAGUGGAGGAAUAUGUUUUCCUAUGGGGAAAGGUAUGUAUCGUGUUGUUCAAAUUCCGGUAGAUGAAGCUGUCCUCAUGAAUUCGAGAGAAAAAGCUCCGUAUCUUAUCUGUAUUGAAGUUCUGAAGUGUGAAGCUCCAAGUAAUUCAACCGAUGCUUCCAAUUCACAAAAGCUUUCUAGAGGAGGAAUUCCAUUGGCAAAUAGGGAUGCACUUCUACCGAAGCCUCCUCCAUGGGCUUAUCCUUUAUGGACAGGACAGGAUAUGUACCACAGUGGUUAUGAUAGGAUGUCUAGGUCCACUUCUGAUGCGAUAGAUCAGGCAAUGGCUCAGUUAUGGGAUGCUAAAGUGAAAUUUGUUCAUGUCAAUUUUUCUGUGGAGAAGCAAUCAGAAGCAGCUGCUAAUUGUGGCCGGACCAAAGAGGGUGCCAGUGCAUUUCAUGGAGACGAUAGCUCUGAUUUGGAAUUCGUGAGGGUGAUCUUGUCAGCAGAACCUGGAAGUAGCAUGGAUGACAUAUUGGACCAAGAUCCACCUCGACGGAAAGAACAUCGGCGUGUUCCCAGUACCGUGGCAAUUGAGGAAGUUAAGGCAGCUGCUUUGAAAGGAGAAGCUCCUCCUGGUCUUCCUCUGAAAGGAGCUGGUCAGGAUUCAUCCGAUGCUCAACCAAAGGUUGAAAAUGGUGGUGUUCCCAAGGUAGGCGAUGCAUUAGCUGGUGAACUUUGGGCAGUAAAGAAAGAGCGAAUCCGCAAAGCAUCAGUGUAUGGAAAAUUACCCGGCUGGGACUUGCGCUCUGCAAUUGUGAAGAGUGGGGAUGACUGCCGUCAGGAGCACCUCGCCGUACAACUAAUUUAUCAUUUUUACGGCUUGAAUGGAUUUGUUGGGGGCAGACAUGCAUCGGGCUGUAUGGUUCUUUACACCGAAAGCAAAGCCCUUUUGCUUGCAAAUCUUGGCACUCUUGAUGAGAAUAAUGGUGGAUGCCUUUCUGAACAACAGGGUGGGUUGGAUUGCGGGCAGAAGGCAGAAGAACUAGAAUUCAGAGAUGAGACAGGAAAAUUUCCACCAUUUGUAGGACAUGAGUUGGCUGCUGGGAUGGGCUGGUUCUGGAAAUUAGGGUUAGGUAAUGUAGGUAAUGUUGAACCCUUAGAGGCAGGGCUUGGGGUCUAUCCAAGCCCAAAACCUGUUGUCCACCGAUUCUCUGGACCCGAAGAUAUAUUCCAGGAAGCUGGUCUACCCCUGUGGUUGCGUCCAUACGAAGUUUUAGUUACUUUCUCUUAUACAGCUCUGAUUGAAACCAUACCAGACACGGCAUCACUCCAUUCGAUCAAAAGUAGAUUUCCCAAUAUUUCAAGUUUGCGGGACUUUUUUGUUGCCAAGUAUCAAGAAAACUCUCCUGCUUUUAAGCUUGCUCAGAGGAACUUUGUGGAAAGCAUGGCUGGAUACUCCCUAGUUUGUUACCUCUUACAGGUUAAGGAUAGGCACAAUGGGAACCUGUUGUUGGAUGAAGAAGGUCACAUCAUACACAUAGACUUUGGUUUUAUGCUUUCUAAUUCACCUGGGGGUGUAAAUUUUGAGAGUGCUCCAUUUAAGUUGACCCGUGAGCUUCUCGAGGUGAUGGACUCUGAUGCUGAGGGUGUUCCAAGCGAAUUUUUUGAUUAUUUUAAGGUUUUAUGCAUCCAAGGUUUCCUGACAUGUCGUAAACAUGCAGAGCGCAUAAUUCUUCUAGUUGAGAUGCUUCAGGAUUCUGGUUUUCCGUGUUUCAAGGGUGGUCCCCGAACAAUACAAAACUUAAGAAAACGCUUUCAUUUAGGUUUGACAGAAGAGCAAUGUGUUUCCUUGGUGCUUUCUCUAAUAAGCAGUAGUUUGGAUGCUUGGCGGACUCGGCAGUACGAUUACUAUCAGAGGGUCUUAAAUGGGAUAUUUUAUUUGUUCAAUUUUGACACAUUCGGCAAAAUUGAUCAACGUGCGUCUGAGAAGUUUCUGUUAUUAGACGAGUGUGCUUCAAGAUAUCAUUGGAAGUUGGCAUGGUUUGCCCAUAAUAUGGUAUUCGAAAAGCAUGAGGAGUUUGCAGCUAUGUUGCCUUACGGAAUCUGA